This is a messenger RNA of Condylura cristata (star-nosed mole), 3659 nucleotides long. It is a transcript of the gene VPS16, whose product is annotated as vacuolar protein sorting 16 homolog (S. cerevisiae). The record is from RefSeq and is a predicted model, not a curated record. The transcript has 24 exons. Bases 37 to 2553 code for a protein of 838 amino acids. Gene Ontology annotation, biological process: intracellular protein transport; endosomal transport; vacuole fusion, non-autophagic. Gene Ontology annotation, cellular component: cytoplasm; HOPS complex; endosome. NCBI's taxonomy places the organism in Eukaryota, Metazoa, Chordata, Mammalia, Eulipotyphla, Talpidae. Gene Ontology annotation, molecular function: actin binding.
CCGCCCCUAGCUGCUCAGUCGCCGCUGGCGCCAGCCAUGGACUGCUACACGGCGAACUGGAACCCGCUCGGGGACUCUGCAUUCUACAGGAAAUAUGAGCUGUACAGCAUGGACUGGGACCUGAAGGAGGAACUCAGGGACUGCUUGGUGGCUGCUGCACCCUAUGGGGGCCCCAUUGCACUGCUUAGAAACCCAUGGCAGAAGGAGAAGGCUGCCAGCAUUCGGCCUGUGCUAGAGAUCUACUCUGCUUCUGGCAUGCCGCUGGCCAGUCUACUGUGGAAGAGUGGGCCUGUGGUGUCUCUGGGCUGGUCAGCUGAAGAGGAGCUGCUUUGUGUGCAAGAAGAUGGUGUGGUGCUGGUUUAUGGGCUUCAUGGUGACUUCCGGAGACACUUCAGCAUGGGCAAUGAAGUUCUUCAGAACCGGGUUCUAGAUGCCCGAAUCUUCCAUACUGAGUUUGGUUCCGGGGUGGCCAUCCUCACAGGGGCCCACCGCUUCACCCUCAGUGCCAAUGUGGGUGACCUCAAACUCCGCCGGAUGCCAGAGGUACCAGGUCUGCAGAGUGCACCCUCCUGCUGGACCACACUGUUCCAGGAGCGAGUGGCACACAUUCUUCUGGCUGUGGGGCCCAAUCUUUACCUCUUGGACCAUGCAGCCUGCUCUACAGUGACACCCCCUGGCCUGUCCCCAGGAGUAAGCAGUUUCCUGCAGAUGGCAGUCUCUUUCACCUACCGCCACCUGGCACUCUUCACAGAUACAGGCUACAUCUGGAUGGGGACAGCAUCACUCAAGGAGAAGCUUUGUGAAUUCAACUGCAACAUCCGGGCUCCCCCAAAGCAGAUGGUCUGGUGCAGCCGUCCUCGCAGCAAGGAGAGGGCCGUCGUGGUGGCCUGGGAGAGGCGACUGAUGGUGGUAGGCGAUGCACCCGAGAGCAUCCAGUUUGUGCUGGACGAGGACUCCUACCUGGUGCCGGAACUGGAUGGGGUCCGCAUCUUCUCCCGCAGCACCCAUGAGUUCCUGCAUGAGGUUCCAGUGGCCAGUGAGGAGAUCUUCAAAAUUGCCUCGAUGGCUCCCGGAGCACUGCUAUUAGAGGCCCAGAAGGAGUAUGAGAAAGAGAGCCAGAAGGCAGACGAGUACCUGCGGGAGAUCCAGGAGCUGGGGCAGCUGACCCAGGCCGUGCAGCAGUGUAUCGAGGCUGCAGGACACGAGCACCGGCCAGAUAUGCAGAAGAGUCUGCUCAGGGCGGCCUCCUUCGGAAAGUGUUUCCUGGACAGAUUUUCACCUGACAGCUUCGUACGCAUGUGUCAGGAACUUCGUGUGCUCAAUGCUGUUCGGGACUACCACAUUGGGAUCCCUCUCACCUAUAGCCAAUACAAGCAGCUCACCAUCCAGGUGCUGCUGGACAGGCUUGUGUUGCGAAGACUAUACCCCCUAGCCAUCCAGAUAUGUGAAUACCUGCGCCUUCCUGAAGUACAAGGUGUCAGCAGGAUCCUGGCCCACUGGGCCUGCUACAAGGUGCAACAGAAGGAUGUGUCUGAUGAGGAUGUUGCUCGGGCCAUUAAUCAGAAGCUGGGGGACACACCUGGCGUCUCUUACUCUGACAUUGCUGCGCGGGCUUACGGCUGUGGCCGCACAGAACUAGCUAUCAAGCUGUUGGAGUAUGAGCCACGCUCUGGGGAGCAGGUACCCCUUCUCCUAAAGAUGAAGAGGAGCAAACUAGCACUGAACAAAGCCAUCGAGAGUGGGGACACAGACCUGGUGUUUACGGUGUUGUUGCACCUCAAGAAUGAGCUGAACCGAGGAGACUUUUUCAUGACCCUCCGGAACCAGCCCAUGGCCCUAAGCUUGUACAGACAGUUCUGCAAGCAUCAGGAGCUGGAUACGCUGAAGGACCUUUACAACCAGGAUGACAAUCACCAGGAGCUGGGCAGCUUUCACGUCCGAGCCAGCUAUGCAGAGGAGCGAAUCGAGGGGCGUGUCGCGGCUUUGCAGUCAGCAGCUGAUGCCUUCUACAAGGCCAAGAAUGAGUUUGCAGCCAAGGCCACAGAAGACCAAAUGCGGCUUCUGCGGCUGCAGCGACGCCUAGAAGAUGAGUUGGGGGGCCACUUCCUAGACCUGUCUCUCCAUGACACAGUCACCGCCCUCAUCCUCGGCGGCCACAGUAAGCGCUCGGAGCAGCUGGCGCGUGACUUCCGCAUCCCUGACAAGAGGCUCUGGUGGCUAAAGCUAACCGCCCUGGCAGAUCUGGGAGACUGGGAAGAGCUAGAAAAGUUUUCUAAGAGCAAGAAAUCACCCAUUGGCUACCUGCCCUUCGUGGAAAUCUGCAUGAAGCAACACAAUAAAUAUGAGGCCAAAAAGUACGCCUCCCGUGUGGCUCCCGAGCAGAAGGUCAAGGCUUUGCUUCUUGUUGGGGAUGUGGCUCAGGCUGCGGAUGUGGCUAUUGAGCACCGGAAUGAGGCAGAGAUGAGCCUUGUAUUGUCCCACUGCACUGGAGCCACCGAUGGGGCCACAGCCGACAAGAUUCAGCGGGCCAGGGCGCAAGCCCAGAAGAAGUAAGAGGCCCAUCCUGCACAUCUCCUCAAGCCCAGGGCUUGACAGGUUGUCUCUGCUCAUCCUCCCCCUCCUGCAGAGCUAAAGUUGGGGAGUAGGCUGAGAUGGGGACUGGGAGUCUGGUUGUAAAUAAAGUAACAUUUAGAAUGCUUGUCUUAUGCUUCCAGCCUAAGCACUGGAAGCCGAACUAUCCAGAUACCACAACAAAAUCCCACAUGUUUGUGUUGGAGCUGGAUGGGGGGCUUCUCCAGCUGUUUUUUAAGAGACCUGUCCCUCUGACCAGUUAUUGAGGAAAGUUUCUCAGGUUUACCCAGGAAUGUAGCUCUUUGGGGAGAGCUAGCACAGAACAUACUCACCAGCUGAUCAAGAACACACGGAAAAGUGUUACACACACACACUCAAGAACCAUGCUAAACACUACCAUUUUUGUUUCAUUUAUUCCACAUGACAACCCUAUGAGAUAGGGAGCAGAUCCCAUUUUACAAAGGAAGGAAGAGGGGACUGGCAAAACUGGGCUUUGAAACUAGGUUGAGCCUUCGGGGGUCGCAGAGCUGCUCCUUGGCUGUGGUGGGGAUAGAGAAGAGUUGACUCAGCUGGAACAAAAAUCGGGCCCUCUGAGAGGGGGCACCUGAGCCAUGUAGCAGUACAGUGAAGGCUGGAAGAAUGAUGGGAGGCAUGUCAUCGGUGAGUUGGAGGGGGAGCCUUCAGAAACAGUACCUGCUCUGAUGAGCAAUUCUUGAGCAUUCUCUGAGCUGAAGAGAAAAUCUGCAAACUACAAACCCAUGAUUCCACCUUAGCCCGCUGGAGGCUUCAUCCCUAUCAGUAGACUGCCUUCUUGGCCUGCCAUUUGCACUCUGUACAUUGUGGCUUCUAGUCCCAGUGCCCAAGAGGGCAUGACUUUUCCUCCUGUUGUCCCUUUAGUCUGCAAGGAGGAAACCAAAGCCCAGAGCGACAAAGCCAAAGCUAGAGGGAGGCCUCUGGAGCUUCCAGCUUUUCCUUCUUUAAAACCUUUGAGCCAGCCAUACUUAGGAAGACUGAGGGUGUUUCUUUUCUUCCCUCACCUGAUCUAUAAGUGUGAAAGUCUUCUAACGGGAUGCAUGUGUGUGUGUAUA